AUGGCAACUAAAUCUACUAAGUUGACGGUUAGGCACUCAUUUUCUAUUAACUACAUAUCAACUCUGACGAAGGAACUGACACAGGAGCAAAGGUCUAUGAUUAGUGAGACUCCUUUUCGUUGGUUCGUAGAGGUCAGUGAAAAAGUUAAGUUAGCUAGGAAUAUUUUGAGUGAAUUAGUUGUGAGGUGGGAUGACUCUAAUGGUUGUUUUCUAAUCGNAGGCAAAGAAAUUCCAAUGACAGAGAAUGAUUUUUGUUUAGGUCUAGGGUUGGGUUCUGAAGGUAAGGACAUUAAACUGAAAGAAAAUUUNUUUAGAAGUUCAUGUGUUAAAUAUGUAGGGAUAGACACAAAAGAUUUAGACUUAGUUUACAAAUGUAUGAUGAGGAAACGUAAGAAGAAAAUUCCUUGUUCUGAUUUUUGUAGUCUUUAUAUUUUAGUUGGGAUAUCGGAGUUAUUAAUUCCCAAUCGCAGUGGAAGAGUGUUUCAAGUUUUGUAUGAAAUUGUUGAUAAUUUAAGUGAGUUGGGUAAUUAUUGUUGGGGUAGUAUAGUGUACCGUUACUUGGUAAGUAGUUUGUCCAAAGCUUCAGAAGGAUUGAAGAAAGGAAAAGGCANAAGCAAUGUUUACAUUGAUGGAUGCACUUACAUGCUACAGGUCUGGUUAUGUGAGAAAUUGAUACCUCCAAAGGGUGAAAUACAAAAAUCUCCUAGAAUUUUGCAUUGGAUGAAUGUACAUUUGGGAGAUAACAUUGUCAAAGAAGCUUUGGAGAGUGGUGUGGUUGUUGAUGAAUUUGAUGUUGGCGGAAGCAAAGAUUGCAAAGAUGACGAANCAACGUUGGAAAGUAAAGCUGAUAAAUCAGCAUCNGCAAANAAGUUACUGAAGCGAAGCCUCAAACAUAGUGUGAUGCAGACGUUGGUUCGUCAGCAAAAACUUGUCGCAGAGCUUAAAAUGAAGGUUGUUGAGUUGGACAAAGAGGUUGCGUUUGAAAAGUCUAGACGAAGAGGAGCGGAUGAAGGUGGACCGAGUGUGGCACGUGAAGAUCCUUGCUUCUCCCCGGGAGGCAUUUCCCCGGAAGGCAUUCCGUCUAGAGCCAUGUCCACUGAUGCACCUAUGACGACUGAUGCAGCUGUUUUUGUCAGGAAGGGUUCACGAACAAGGUUCAAGAGCAGAGCUCUUAGAACUCCAUUUACUGGAAGUUUAAGAACAAAACAUGUGUGA
Vigna radiata var. radiata (mung bean) is the source of this 1215-nucleotide messenger RNA. RefSeq lists its product as uncharacterized. The transcript has 4 exons. Bases 1 to 1215 code for a protein of 404 amino acids. Lineage: Eukaryota; Viridiplantae; Streptophyta; Magnoliopsida; Fabales; Fabaceae. The record is from RefSeq and is a predicted model, not a curated record.